AGAGAGCGCUAGCUACAGUUAGCAUGCUGCAUGUUUACUUUGCACGCGAUCACAAAACUCGAUAACAUGUUCUUAAAGAUCAUGAAAUAUGUCACAGGAAAUGAAGGAUGUGAGUGUGUAUUUCCGUCCGCUGCUGGAGCUCAGAGACGUCGUGCUCCUCACACACAGAGUCCUGCAGGACUUUCCCAACACAAUCCUGCCUGAAUUCAAACCCUGGUUCCCGUCAGCGUCAGACUCCCGAAAACCCAUCAGACCACGGAAACCUCCACCACUGAUCUCCUCCUCCGAGAUCCCUCUCCAGAUCCCACUCCAGAUCCCAAACGAGAUCCCACACCAGAUCCCAAACGAGAUCCCACACCAGAUCUCACUUGAGAUCCCACACCAGAUCUCACUUGAGAUCCCACACCAGAUCCCAAACGAGAUCCCACUCCAGAUCCCAAACGAGAUCCCACACCAGAUCCCAAACGAGAUCCCACACCAGAUCCCAAACAAGAUCCCACUCCAGAUCCCACACCAGAUCCCAAACGAGAUCACACACCAGAUCCCAAACGAGAUCACACACCAGAUCCCAAACGAGAUCCCACACCAGAUCUCACUUGAGAUCCCACACCAGAUCCCAAACGAGAUCACACACCAGAUCCCAAAUGAGAUCCCACACCAGAUCCCAAACAAGAUCGCACACCAGAUCCCAAACGAGAUCCCAAACGAGAUCCCAAACAAGAUCCCACUCCAGAUCCCACACCAGAUCCCAAACGAGAUCCCACACCAGAUCCUAAACGAGAUCCCACUCCAGAUCCCAAACAAGAUCCCACUCCAGAUCCCAAACGAGAUCCCACUCCAGAUCCCACACCAGAUCCCAAACGAGAUCCCACUCCAGAUCCCACACCAGAUCCCAAACGAGAUCCCACACCAGAUCCCACGGGAAGCUUCAGACUCCAGAUCCCAGAGUAAACCGGUCCCGGAUCCUCAGAGGUUCGAGCGCUCGUGGUGUGUGAUCUCACACAGAUCCGCUCCGCUCCGGAUCCCGCGCUCCUUCUCCCGUCCCUUCCGGCAGAUCAUCGAGGAUCACGGGCUGGAUCUGCGUCAGCGGGUGAAGUGGGUUGUGUGUGAGCGUAACUGUGGCUCUCGCGGCCUGGAGGUUCUGUGGCGGGAUCUGAUCCGGGCCGUCCGGCGUUCCCGAAUGCCCUCCUGCAACGCAAACUUCCAGCGAGCGCUGGCGCAGAUCUGGCUUUACUGCGACGUCUUCUUCUGCGAGUAUAUCGGGGACUUCCUGAAGCAGGAGUUCCAGCUCUCAGGGAAAAUCACACUGACGGUGCAUAAACUCGGAGAAUUAAUUAAGUUAUGAGGUUUUAAUGACAUACUGUAAAUGUGAAACAGAGUGAAAAUGUAUCAUAUUUAUAAUUGGCCAUAAAUGAAUUGUUUGUUUUUAUAUGAUAUGUAUUUUACACCCGUAUUAAAAUGUGCUGUGUGUUUCA
Molecule: messenger RNA, 1475 nt
Organism: Rhinichthys klamathensis goyatoka
Lineage: Eukaryota; Metazoa; Chordata; Actinopteri; Cypriniformes; Leuciscidae
Gene: shld3
Exons: 2
Coding region: 89-1345 (418 amino acids)
Biological process (GO): negative regulation of double-strand break repair via homologous recombination; positive regulation of isotype switching; positive regulation of double-strand break repair via nonhomologous end joining
Source: RefSeq, a predicted model, not a curated record